AUGCUGAAUCAGUUCAGUCUGUUAGAACAUUUGAACAAAUUGGUUUCUAGCCUCGAAGAGAUUCAGCAGUCCUUGGACAUGUAUCUGGAAACAAAACGCCAAAUCUUCCCGCGUUUCUACUUCAUUGCCAACGAUGACCUGCUGGAGAUUUUGGGUCAGGGUCGAAAUCCCGAAGCAGUAAUGCCACAUAUGAAGAAGUGUUUUGACAACAUCAACACUUUGCGUAUUGAAAAAGUAACUCCGGUCCGUAUCAAAGCCAUCGAUUGCUAA
Echinostoma caproni is the source of this 270-nucleotide messenger RNA. The record is from the annotation of a GenBank genome assembly. Lineage: Eukaryota; Metazoa; Platyhelminthes; Trematoda; Plagiorchiida; Echinostomatidae.